Messenger RNA from Pimephales promelas (fathead minnow), 3828 nucleotides. RefSeq names its product FMR1 autosomal homolog 2 (gene fxr2). Gene Ontology annotation, cellular component: cytoplasmic stress granule; nucleus; neuron projection. The record is from RefSeq and is a predicted model, not a curated record. Gene Ontology annotation, molecular function: translation regulator activity; mRNA 3'-UTR binding. Lineage: Eukaryota; Metazoa; Chordata; Actinopteri; Cypriniformes; Leuciscidae. Gene Ontology annotation, biological process: positive regulation of translation; regulation of mRNA stability; animal organ development.
AGUCUUGCUGCUCCACUCUGACGGCGUGUGUUGGAGGGGAAGGGUGAAGCUGCACAGCAGCACUACAGUCUAAUUAAAGAACCAACGUCCCAAUCAACGGCGUUUUCAGACGUAGUAGAAAGGAUUCUCACGAAAAUCAUAUGCAAGGAACCGUGAGUUCAAGUGCCAGAAGGCGUCGGUGACCGUUGAUCAACGGCUGCGCUAGCUGUUGUGCUAACACUCGUCAUCAGACAUCAUCAAUCCAAUCCGUUUCUAACUGUAUCACCGCGAGCUUCUCUCGCGCUUUAACCAGCAGUCAUUGAGUUGAUUUGCCCCGCUGGAAAGGGUGUUGGAGCUGAACCCCUUCCUGUGGCUCCUGUGCUCCCCCGUCACCUUUGCCCCCCUCUUUCACCCGAAACACUGGACACACACAAGCGGCCGGAGAACGGCGAGAGGCCCGUGAAGCUGGGGGUGGUACCGGACUCGCUCGCUUUAGGAGCGCCUAAAGAAAGGCUCAGUCGUGGGGACUCGCUGACCAACAUGGACGGGUUGGCUGUGGAGGUGCGCGGCUCCAACGGGGCCUUCUACAAGGGUUUCAUCAAAGAUGUACACGAAGACUCCCUCACAAUAGUCUUUGAAAACAAUUGGCAACCGGAGAGACAGCUGCCGUUCAGUGACGUGAGGUUGCCGCCCACAGCCGAUUACCACAAGGACAUUUGUGAGGGAGAUGAGGUGGAGGUUUACUCCAGAGCCAACGAGCAGGAGCCCUGCGGCUGGUGGAUGGCGAGGGUGAGGAUGAUGAAGGGAGAGUUCUAUGUGAUCGAGUAUGCAGCCUGCGACGCCACGUACAACGAAAUCGUCACAUCGGAAAGAAUCCGGCCAGUCAAUCCCAACAGCCCCUCCUCUGAAAACUCCUUCUACAAAGUCCCUAUUGCUGUACCCGAGGAUCUCAGAGAAAUCUGUUUAACUGAGAACAUCCACAAAGACUUCAGGAAAGCAAUCGGCGCCAACUGCAUCUUCUACAACACCUCUACACACCAACUAAUUGUCCUGUCCACGAACGAGUCCACGGUGAAACGAGCAUCUCUACUGAGUGACAUGCACUUCCGGAGUAUUCGCACCAAACUCAUGCUGAUGUCCCGUAAUGAGGAGGCCACCAAACACUUAGAGACAAGUAAACAGCUGGCGUCUGCGUAUCAGGAGGAAGUGAGGGUGCGCGAGGAUCUGAUGGGUUUGGCCAUCGGUUCUCACGGAGCCAACAUCCAGCAAGCUCGAAAAGUUCCCGGCGUCACAGCCAUUGAGCUGGAGGAAGAGAGCUGCACAUUCAGGAUCUACGGAGAGACCCCAGAGGCAGUAAAGCAGGCCAGAACUUUUCUGGAGUUUAAAGAGGAUUCCUUCCCGGUUCCCAGGAAUCUCGUCGGCAAGGUUAUCGGCAAAAAUGGCAAAAUCAUCCAGGAAAUAGUAGACAAAUCAGGUGUGGUUCGGGUCCGGAUCGAAGGGGACAAUGAUAAAAAGCUGCCCAGGGAGGAGGUAGGCAGGCAGGGGGCAGGCAGAGACAGCACUGUCAGCAGCCAAGAGGGAAUGGUUCCUUUUAUCUUUGUUGGAACCAAAGAGAACAUCAGUAACGCCCAGGCUUUGCUCGAAUACCACGUGGCCUACCUUCAGGAGGUGGAGCAGUUGCGUCUGGAGCGUCUACAGAUCGACGAGCAGCUCCGUCAGAUUGGGGUGGGAUAUCGCGCAGCCCCCAGCCGCUCGGGGUCAGGGGUCGCCGGUGAGCGUGAGCGGGGAUACCUCACGGACGAGAGCACUAACUCUGUGCAAACCACGCGCACCUACGGAGGAAGAGGACGUGGACGCAAAUCUAACAAUGCGUACUCCGGCUAUGGAACAAACUCUGAGCUGUCGAAUGCGUCAGAGACUGAAGAGAUGGGGGAGCGGGACCUCAGGCCCAAGGGGGUCGGGUCCGACGACCGGGGCUCCAAGCGUGGAGGUCGGGGCCGAGGCUCCAGCGCUGGCAGGGGCCGUGGAGGACCGGGGCCCCGAAACGCUAGCACCAUCAGCUCUGUGCUCCGAGAUCCAGACAGCAACCCGUUCUCUCUGCUGGAGGGAGACGGUGAACUGGGCGGCGACACAGACGCCAGUGAGAACAUGGGCGGCAUCGACCGCAGGAGACGCUCACGCCGUCGCCGUAAUGACCAGGAACCCAGCCUUAUGGAUGCAGCGGCUAACGAAUCCGACAGUCAGGCCGCCGCCAGUGAGAACGGACUGGAAGAGGAAGGCCGGCCCCAGCGUCGCAACCGGAGCCGCCGGCGCCGUAACCGUGGCAACCGUCCCGAGGGAGGAUCCACCAGCCGGGACAGACAGACAGGUGACACAGUUUCUGUGGCGGACUUCAUCUCUCGUGCCGAUUCCCAGAGCAGACAGAACCUCCCAGGGAAGGAGGCGGUGACGCCACUCGUGUCCCAUCCCAAGGAGAACGGGACCAGCGUGAGUAAGGAAGAGCUGGCUCCCUCCAAGCGCUCCCCGAGUAACGGCGUGGCGUCGGCCGGGGGGGCCGUGGCCCUGGUGAACGGCGUCUCGUAAAGCUCAUCUCGCCCACGUCUGAAGCAAGACACCAUGGCAAACUCUGUUCCUGCUUGCAUUCACGUAAACCUUUAAACUGACGAAUGAAAAUCGACUAAAACCCUUGAAUUCAUACAAGUCUACGAGAAGAAAAUGAGACGCACACAAAAAAAAAAUGACGAACGCAUCUACUUAAAACCACACAUAACGGUGUAUGUUUAUCCUAUCUAUCAGUACUUAGUGCAUAUUUAAGACAAGCUUGCCAAAAAUGAGCUGAUGGAUAUGACUUAAAUUUCUGACAUAACACAGAAAACAGGACGUGACUAUUUGGGUUUUAUUUUCGAUAAUUUUUAUUUUUUUUUUGCUGUUGUCGUUGCUGUCAUUGUUUGUUUUUGUUUUUGUUUGUACUCACUGGUGUGGGACUGUGAAAACACUCCCGAACAGACGCAUCUCUGAAACAGUGUUAGCUAAACGAGGGCGGAGCUAGCGGAGAGGCGACGGGUUGAAGGCGGAGCCUCUCGUGAGGGAUUGUGGUACUCGGAGUUUAAGGGCAAGACGGAGAGACAUUGUGCCUUGAAUUUGAAAAAAAAAAAAACUUGAGUAUUUUCUGUUUUUCCUUAAUAUUUGCGUUGUCCAUGAGAUGAAGUAGAUGGUUCCUGUUUGUUUGGUGUUUUAUUUUGUGUGAGGAAACGAUUAUGCAGACUAAAGAGAAGUGCGAAAGAUUAAUGCCAAACAUGAAAUUAGGAUGUUUUCGUCCAAGGUCAAGGUGUUAUUUGAAAGCCGUUUAAUGUGUGUUUGUGUGUACGAGUGUGUCCGAUUGUACGUUAUGAGCAUAUAUAUUAAGAGGAGCGUUACACGAUCCAAGAGAUCCCCAAUGGAUUCGGUCUCUGUGGUUGAAACGGAGGGAAAGUGGCACACGUGUCCAAACACAGAACUAGAGAGAGACGUAAACCAACCAGCUGACGUGGUCACAGUGUUGAUUCAUUUCUAGGUUUUCAACAUCUGUGUCCGCAGCGUAGCUUCUGGUGGAAGGAAGGCAGUGUGAGUGUGGAAAUAAACACACGCACUCGACAGCUUCCGGUCUGGUGCGAUAUGUUUGGUCUAUGGUCUAGAAGGCUCUCUGAGAAGAUGAAGCCUGGAACACUGAGACUGAUGCUUUAGCCCACACACACACACACACUUGACAUCUUCCGGUCUGGUGUCUAUGUUUGGUCUUUAUGGUCUAGAAGGCUCUCUGAGAAGAUGAAGCCUGCAACACCGAGAUUGAUGCUUUAACACACACACACA